Molecule: messenger RNA, 2104 nt
Organism: Acomys russatus (golden spiny mouse)
Lineage: Eukaryota; Metazoa; Chordata; Mammalia; Rodentia; Muridae
Gene: Acox1
Product: acyl-CoA oxidase 1
Exons: 14
Coding region: 119-2104 (661 amino acids)
Biological process (GO): very long-chain fatty acid metabolic process; lipid homeostasis; fatty acid beta-oxidation using acyl-CoA oxidase
Cellular component (GO): peroxisome
Molecular function (GO): FAD binding; fatty acid binding
Source: RefSeq, a predicted model, not a curated record
GCUCUGCACAGCUCUUAGGGCCAGGUCGGCGCGAGAGCUGCGGACACUGUCGUCGCUUUGGUGCCUGUCACUUCUUCUUCUGUCGCCGCGUCCUCCGCCAGCAACCCUGACCGCCGUCAUGAACCCCGACCUGCGCAAGGAGCGGGCCGCCGCCACCUUCAAUCCCGAGUUGAUCACGUACAUCUUGGACGGCAGCCCGGAGCAAACCCGGCGCCGCCGAGAAAUCGAGAACUUGAUUCUGAACGACCCAGACUUCCAGCAUGAGGACUAUAACUUCCUCACUCGCAGCCAGCGUUAUGAAGUGGCGGUGAAGAAGAGUGCCAUCAUGGUGAAGAAGAUGAGGGAGUUUGGCAUCUCAGACCCCGAAGAAAUCAUGUGGUUUAAAAACUUUGUGCACCGAGGGCGGCCUGAGCCUUUGGACCUUCAUUUGGGCAUGUUCCUGCCCACCUUGCUUCACCAGGCCACCGCAGAGCAGCAGGAGCGCUUCUUCAUGCCGGCCUGGAAUUUGGAGAUCACGGGCACUUAUGCCCAGACAGAGAUGGGUCAUGGAACUCACCUUCGAGGCUUGGAAACCACAGCCACAUACGACCCCAAAACCCAAGAGUUCGUUCUCAAUAGCCCUACUGUGACUUCUAUUAAAUGGUGGCCUGGAGGGCUUGGGAAGACUUCCAAUCAUGCCAUAGUGCUUGCACAGCUCAUCACCCGAGGGGAGUGCUUCGGUUUACAUGCCUUUGUUGUCCCUAUUCGUGAAAUUGGGACCCAUAAGCCUUUGCCCGGCAUCACUGUUGGGGACAUCGGCCCCAAAUUUGGUUAUGAAGAGAUGGAUAAUGGCUACCUGAAGAUGGAUAAUUACCGUAUCCCUCGGGAGAACAUGCUGAUGAAGUAUGCCCAGGUGAAGCCUGAUGGCACUUACGUGAAGCCCUUGAGUAACAAGCUGACGUACGGGACCAUGGUGUUCGUCAGGUCUUUUCUCGUGGGCGAUGCAGCCCGGUGUCUGUCCAAGGCAUGCACCAUUGCUAUACGAUACAGCGCGGUGAGGCGCCAGUCUGAAAUCAAGCCAAGUGAACCGGAACCACAGAUUUUGGACUUUCAAACUCAGCAGUAUAAACUCUUUCCACUCCUGGCCACUGCCUAUGCCUUCCAGUUUGUAGGAAGAUACAUGAAGGAGACCUACCUUCGAAUUAAUGAGAGCAUUGGCCAAGGGGACCUGAGUGAGCUGCCUGAGCUUCAUGCCCUCACUGCUGGCCUCAAGGCUUUCACUACCUGGACAGCCAAUGCUGGGAUCGAAGAAUGCCGAAUGGCUUGUGGUGGGCACGGCUAUUCUCACAGCAGCGGAAUUCCAAAUAUCUACGUCACUUUUACCCCAGCCUGUACCUUCGAGGGAGAGAACACUGUCAUGAUGCUGCAGACAGCCAGGUUCUUGAUGAAAAUCUAUGACCAGGUGCAGUCAGGGAAGUUGGUGGGUGGCACAGUGUCCUACUUGAAUGACCUACCCAGUCAGCGUAUCCAGCCACAGCAAGUGGCAGCCUGGCCAACUCUGGUGGACAUCAACAGUGUGGACAGCCUGACUGAAGCCUACAAGCUUCGUGCAGCCAGAUUAGUAGAAAUUGCUGCCAAAAACCUGCAGACUCAUAUGAGUCACAGGAAGAGCAAGGAAGUAGCGUGGAACUUAACUUCUGUUGACCUUGUCCGGGCGAGUGAGGCACAUUGCCACUACGUGGCGGUUAAGCUCUUUUCAGAUAAGCUCCCGAAGAUUCAAGACAAAGCGGUUCAGGCUGUCCUGAGGAAUCUGUGUCUCUUAUAUUCUCUCUAUGGGAUCAGCCAGAAAGGAGGAGAUUUUCUUGAGGGGAACAUCAUCACAGGGCCUCAGAUGGCGCAGGUCAACAGUCGGAUCCUAGAGCUGCUCACACUGAUCCGCCCCAAUGCUGUCGCUCUGGUGGACGCCUUUGACUUCAAAGACAUGACUCUGGGCUCUGUUCUGGGCCGCUAUGAUGGGAACGUGUACGAGAACUUGUUUGAAUGGGCCAAGAAAUCCCCUCUGAACAAAACAGAGGUCCACGAAUCUUACUACAAGCACUUGAAGCCCCUGCAGUCCAAGCUUUGA